UCUUCUUCCCAUUCUCCUCUUCAGCUGGACAAAUCCCUAGUUUCAUUUCUCUCGUCAGCUGCGAUUCAGCUCCCCUCACUGCCAGCCGCUACUCCGUUCUUCUAGACGGUCAUCUCCGUGAGCUAGCCACUUCUUAGCAUAGCCGUUUCCGCCGAGACUUUCUCUCUCCGCCGCCAACGCCCCAGCCACUGAUUCUCGCCGGAAAUCAGCUCCUCUGUUUCCCUCCGCCACUCCGCGCUGGUUCAUAAGUACCCGUGACUUAAUGAUCAGCCCUCUUAUUUUCUCAACAUGAACAACCAGUGUGGAGAAGAACAUCAGGAAGAAGCAACCGUAGCAGGAUUCGAAGUCCCCAAUUCUCCCGAUUCAAGCUACAACAACCCUUACCCUGGUACCGAAGACGAGGCAAGGGAUCCACCUGCAGUCCCACCACACCUACAACAGACCUUGCUUACCUACCCAGCAAGUGCAGAUGCAUCGGAGUCAGUCCCACCUCCACAGAAUGUUAUUCUAAACCAUCUCUACAUCGAAAAUCGGGAGCCCCCACGAUCUGUCGUGGCACUCGGGUUCACUCAUCGCUUUAGAUCAAAGUAUGUCACGGUUGUGCUGUACAAACCUGUUCAGAGGAGGGGGAGCAGCAGCUCAUAGGAUGCACAUAGAAUAAAAAAGGAGACCUUCAUUAGAAUGUGGGUUUUUAUCUCCCUCCCCCUGACUCUCCCUCAUUUGUUCAACUUGCUUCUUAUAGGGUGUGCAGAUUAGAAGGGAGAAAAGGGAUGAUAAGGUAAAGAAUCCGGAAAGGAGAAUUUUUAUUUCCUCAUGACCGAAAUGAUGAUUGAACCUCGGAUGGUUCUCUCAGCUGGGAUUGUCAGCUGCUGUCAUUAGGGCUUUAGAUAGCAUUGGAUGGUUUCUUGCCUUUCUUAUUGUGUGAAAGAAAGGCAGAAACAUACUAUGUGUGUUCAUUCAAUGAUUUGGUCCAUGUUGAUGGUACUAGCUCUCUUAUUUAGUGAUUAUAUAUCUAUGUUAUAGCAUUUGAGGAGUUAGAAACUGGUGUGUUUCUGUAACUAGAGUGUUUCUGUUUUGUGUAUUCUACCUCCAUUGCCCAUUAUAUGUGAUGAAGUUUGCCCAUAAAGUCAUUAUUCCUUCGAUAAAAGGUUUGGAUUCCCU
Molecule: messenger RNA, 1161 nt
Organism: Linum tenue
Lineage: Eukaryota; Viridiplantae; Streptophyta; Magnoliopsida; Malpighiales; Linaceae
Source: the annotation of a GenBank genome assembly